UUGGCAUCUCCUCCAUCCAAUCGCAGCGCGGCGCGCUGGGAUCUGGAGCCUCGGAGAUGUCGCUCCGCGCCUUGCUCAGGACCGCCGCCUCGCUGCCCUGCUGCAGGCCGUGCCCGCUGCCGCCCCCUCCUCACUCCGCCGCCAUGGCCACCCUGAACCAGAUGCACCGGCAGGGCCGCCCCGCGCCCCCUCCCCGCAAACUGGGGCCCACCCUGGGCCGGCCCCAGAUCAAGGGGGUGGUGCUGAAGAACCUGAUCCGAAAGCCCAAGAAGCCGAACUCGGCGAACCGGCGAUGCGUGCGGGUGCGGCUCAGCACCGGCCGCGAGGUGAUCGCCUUCGUGCCCGGCGAGGGCCACAACCUGCAGGAGCACCACAUCGUGCUGGUGCAGGGCGGGCGCACCCAGGACCUGCCCGGCGUCAAACUCACCGUGGUGCGAGGAAAGUACGACUGCGCCCACGUGCAGGCCAAGAAAUGACGGGGGGACCUUGGCGUGGGGGUCCUGGGAAGGCGGCUGGCCCAGGAUGAGGGUCCCCAGGCGGGGAUGUGCUGCCCCUGGGUGCUGUUUGGAAUAAAAGCUGGUGGUGA
Messenger RNA from Parus major (Great Tit), 586 nucleotides. RefSeq names its product mitochondrial ribosomal protein S12 (gene MRPS12). The coding region runs from base 57 to 476 and encodes 139 amino acids. Gene Ontology annotation, biological process: translation. Gene Ontology annotation, molecular function: structural constituent of ribosome. Gene Ontology annotation, cellular component: small ribosomal subunit; ribosome. The record is from RefSeq and is a predicted model, not a curated record. The transcript has 3 exons. Lineage: Eukaryota; Metazoa; Chordata; Aves; Passeriformes; Paridae.